This is a messenger RNA of Pristis pectinata (smalltooth sawfish), 1721 nucleotides long. RefSeq names its product interferon-induced protein 44-like. Lineage: Eukaryota; Metazoa; Chordata; Chondrichthyes; Rhinopristiformes; Pristidae. Bases 82 to 885 code for a protein of 267 amino acids. The record is from RefSeq and is a predicted model, not a curated record. The transcript has 7 exons.
CGGGGCUCCAUGUCCCGGAGCGGUGGAGAGUGUCGGUCCCGGUCCUGAGUCGUGUCCUGUCGAUGGUGGCGAGGUGUCGGGAUGUCAGUCGAUUUUUCAAAGGAGGACUGCUUUCACUUUCCAACCAUGGACCAGCGGAACCUCUACACUCUGAGGGACUACCUGUGUAACUACAAACCUCCCAAGGGCUGUGACCAUGUAAACAUCCUGUUGCUCGGCAAGGUGGGGGCUGGGAAAUCAUCCCUCAUCAACACGUUCCUCUCGGCUCUCCAUGGAAGGACCAUAAGCUGCGUCCCGACGGGGGGCAAUCCCUGGCCUAUCACACUAGAGCUCAAGUCCUACAGAACAGGGAAGUUACAGUUUUGGGAUACAGCUGCAUGGAAUGCACUGGAGAAUCCAGAAAGGACAAAGAGAGUGUUGCUCAUGAUCCUGGAAGGAAGAGUUCCCCCUGAAACAAAUUUGCAAGGAUUCAAUCCUGACUCAGAUGACGCCAAGUAUCCAGUGAUUGCAGAAAAUGUAAUUCACGGAGUGGCUUUCAUUUUUGAUGUUAAUACCAUGGACUACAUCUGUGAAGAUAAAAUGAAACAAUUUCAUGAGUUACAGACAAUCGUUGUACAGAAAUAUAUUUACAGGGUUGUGAUUGGGACCAAGUUCGAACGACUGGGGAUUCGAGAGAAACACCAUGCAUGGAUUUAUGAAUACAAGCCACUGCAGGAGAAGAUUAAGAAGUUGUCAGACUCCACUGGGAUGGACAAGCGCUCCAUGUUUGUGGUUUCCAAUCAAUGGAAAGGUGAUCAGAUCGAGCAGAUAAAAUGCAUUCUUGCCCUGUAUGUUCUGGAAAAUAUGGUCAGAAACAUCAACAAGUAUCUGAAAGUGACGGUGUAAUGGCCACACCUGACCUUGUACAGAAGUGUGGAACUGAUCCAGUUUCAGGACCACACUCACUGCCUUGGCCUGCUUCAGUAGCUCCAACCUGUAAACCCACUGUCUGCUGAGCUGCAUCGUGAGGGGGUUGAAAGUUGAGGAUUGAUGAACUAUAGAGACAGAAAGUUUCAAUAAAUCACACAGAUCCCCUUUAGCUAAAAAGAAGACAGUUAAAAUGCCAGUAACCCUUGGAAAUUACAUCAUCAGGUCAAGUUUGUAACAGUGGACUCAUCAAAACCUUCAACGUAUUCAGCUGACUGAGUUUGCAAGAAACAAUGACAAUCGGCAGAUGUCACUCAAAGACAGUUGACUGAAUCCACAAGAAUAUCAGUAACCAAAGGCGAGGCACGCAUGGGGUCAGGCGUCACUGACUUGGGCCCCAGUGUUGUCCCACUGUUGCUCAACAUGCUGUGAGACUAUUUCAGCUGAAUACUAUUGAAGAUAGUUAUGUCAUAGAGUUAUACAGCACGGAAACAGGCCCUUCGGCCCAACUCUCCAUGCCUACCUGAGCCAGUCCCAUUUGCCUGCGUUUGCCCAUAUCCCUCAAAACAUUUCCUAUCCAUGUACCUGUCCAAGUGUCUUUUAAAUGUUGUAACUGUACCCGCCUCUGCCACUUCAUCCAGCAGCUGGUUCCACACACCCACCACCCUCUGUGUGGAAAAACUUGCCCCUCAGUUCCCCUUUAAAUCUUGCCCCUCUCACCUUAAACCUGUGCCCUCUAGUUUUAGACUCCCUACCCUGGGAAGAGCCUGUGACCACCCACCCCUCAGGAUUUUAUAAACCCCUAUAAGGGUGAA